CUAGACAAGCGGGCAGAUGAUAUCGCUUUCAAACUUUUAAGCGAUUCAUAAAUAGAAGAGAACCAGAUAUCUAUACAUAGUUAAAUUUCUAUGCUAAUGUGGGUUGUUGUCUUUAUGCAGAAGAGGCGUAACGCCUCGGCUAUAGUUGGCAGCUCCGUGGCAACAGGCUUUUGGGGCGGGAUGACCAUAGGACGGCUCUUUUUAUCCUCGAUUACGGACAGAUCGGGAAAAUUAUGGGCCAUGUCUCUGUAUAUAGGGGUGACAAUCGCCUUGGAGCUGGUGUUUUGGUUGGUGCCAAACCUGGUUGUGAGUGCAGUGGCAGCAGCACUAAUUGGAGUUGCAAUGGGGCCAAUGUACCCCGUUGCAAUUGUUCUCAUCCCGAAGGUUACGCCUCGCUCUCUUCAUGUUGGGACUAUUGGGUUUGCUGCUUCUUUUGGUGGCUCUGAUGGCGCAAUUCUGCCCUUUGCUGUUGGCGCGAUUGCGCAGGGAAAGGGGGUACAGACACUUCAGCCCAUUGUCCUCGCUAUUAGUGUUGUGCUUGGCUGUUUGUGGCUGUUACUGCCCCGCAAGCCGAUGGAGAAGUAUCAGGCAGAAAAUAAUGAUAGCCCCCGUUAGAGUAGCAAACCUUGAGUGGUGGAAUGACGUGAAGGGUUGAAGAGGAGAACAGCGAGAGGCACAUAGGGAGACAUGUUGGAUUGAACCAUAGGAUAGAGCCUAUCGCAUCACGACGAAUUUUGACUUCCUCUGGUAAUAGGUGUCUGGUUUCUGCAAUGUCAUAUAAUGUUUCGAACUUUAGAUUUAGUAGUUUACCA
This is a messenger RNA of Fusarium oxysporum Fo47, 812 nucleotides long. Its product is annotated as MFS transporter. NCBI's taxonomy places the organism in Eukaryota, Fungi, Ascomycota, Sordariomycetes, Hypocreales, Nectriaceae. The record is from RefSeq and is a predicted model, not a curated record. Gene Ontology annotation, cellular component: membrane. Gene Ontology annotation, molecular function: transmembrane transporter activity. Gene Ontology annotation, biological process: transmembrane transport. The coding region runs from base 91 to 615 and encodes 174 amino acids. The transcript is spliced from 2 exons.